Molecule: messenger RNA, 3970 nt
Organism: Asterias rubens (European starfish)
Lineage: Eukaryota; Metazoa; Echinodermata; Asteroidea; Forcipulatida; Asteriidae
Product: protein HEG-like
Exons: 11
Coding region: 517-2889 (790 amino acids)
Biological process (GO): establishment or maintenance of epithelial cell apical/basal polarity; heterophilic cell-cell adhesion
Cellular component (GO): plasma membrane; protein-containing complex
Molecular function (GO): calcium ion binding; metallopeptidase activity
Source: RefSeq, a predicted model, not a curated record
CGAUACGCCCAUUGAUAUGCCUACUGCAUGGAUAGGCCGAGGUGCGCACAAACCUCAUCUAAGCCGCCCAUAGACGCACACGCAUGGAGGGGACACUGCGCGUUGAAACCCACCUUCAGAGUGUGAAAAGAUAAUUGCUCACUGAGACCGUGACAAGAACCAGCCUACACCGACUCGCUCAGUUCCCAAGUUCAUGAAUAAUGUCACCCGAAGUGUUCAUAUCAAUACAUCAAAAGUCCUUUAUUUCUAUAGUACAGUGUGUAUUGAACCCUGUCGCCGAUUAUAUCAUAAAACCAGUUCGGUACGGUACAACGCUAAAAAAACAACGACUCCAAACAUCCUGAUUCGCAAUCAAGCGUUGGAAACGUAUACUACUAAAAAACACGCAGGGAUUUUACUGACCGUGAUCUUAGGGGGAAAUAACACCAGGAUAUAAAAAACAAACUCUCAAAUCCGUAACAGUUCGUGUCGACCAAGAACAGUGGACAGUGGAGUUCGGCCAAGAGAAUUGUACAAAUGCAUCGCAUUAUGUAUAAAUUGGCGCGGCUUGUCUGUUUCUUCGCAACAACUGCAGUGUUUCUAUUCAAGGGGUGUGUACCGUCGCCCGUGCACAAUCAACUUUAUAUUUUUGAUGUUGUCUUUGACGAGGACUUUCACCCACGGUCUGACAGUGCUCAUCACCGUGAGCGUCGUGGGGCUAUGACAGGGCGGGGUAAUUCUCUCGACACCUGCGCCUGUGACACGGUCAUCCCGCUACCCGAUGAUAUCCGUGCCGAGUUUCCCUUGGACCCGUUCUACCAGAAGUACACCCACGCCUAUGGUAUCCCCAUCAUAUCAUCUGAUAAUACCGGGGAUGCGGCCGUGAUUCGUGCUUGCUACACGGUAAGAUUUCUCUUAGCGGAUCGUAAGGACAUUAGGGAUUCCAUGUUUGACCAGUACGGCCGGGUUGGGGUGAUUGCUCAAUCGGAACGCACAACUGAAAUACCGGAACAUAGCCACCUGAACAGUGAUUAUUACGAUAGCCGGGCACGUGGGUUAGGCGGUAUACCUAGCAUUCCAAUAACCACGAACGCAGAAGAGAAUCUGUUGUGUCUUUUCUUACAAGAUCGCUGGUUUUUGGAGGAUGUCCUUGUCCAUGAAUUCGCACACUCAAUUCACCUCAUCUCCCUGGACAAAAUAGACCCAUCUUUUUCCGAAACCUUGGCAAGUAUCUACACCAUGGCCAAAGAGGAAAAUCUGUUUCCCAAUACGUAUGCCAUCAGCAAGAAAACAGAAUAUUUCGCAGAAGGGGUGCAGUCAUUCUUCAACGUUCAGACGUGUACCUCGUUUCAGGACGGCGUACAUAACCACAUCUGUACGCGAGACGCAUUGAUGGACUACGAUCCACGGCUGUACAAUCUCAUUGCACAGGUUUUCCCUUGCAAGAAUAUUCUCGUGGAUCGCUGUGAAACCAACCAGACGCUUGCAGCCAAUCAGGUAAUGAAAAUGAACUGCGAUAUCUCCGCCACCACCGAGGUUCCAACCACAGCUUCCACCACGAACGGAACGCAAACAACAGACGCCGGAACCACGCCCAGCGCCACGGUCGACGUCACUAGGGCGCCUACAACACCCAGCUCCACGAUCGACGUCACUACGGCACCUACAACACCCAGCUCCACAGUCGACGUCACUACGGCGCCUACAACACCCAGCUCACCGGUCGACGUCACUACGGCGCCUACAACACCCAGCUCCACAGUCGACGUCACUACGGCGCCUACAACACCCAGCUCACCGGUCGACGUCACUACGGCGCCUACAACACCCAGCUCCACAGUCGACGUCACUACGGCGCCUACAACACCCAGCUCACCGGUCGACGUCACUACGGCGCCUACAACGCCCAACUCCACGGACAGCGUUUCGGAAACAAGUGCAGUGUCCGUCACCGAAACAAGCACGGAAAAUGUCACACAAGUUGAUACAGGUUGUGAAAGUCAACCAUGCACAAAUGCCGGCGUCUGUAUUCCGUCCCUCAAUGACGGUUUCUCGUGUAAUUGCACUCAGAGCUGGACGGGUGAAACAUGCGAGUAUGAUAGGAAUGAAUGCAAGGAGAAGACAACCAUGCAGGAGUGUUCUGCCAAAGGAUUAAUGUGCAUCAAUCAAUUAGAUGGCUACACCUGUCGCUGCCCCUUUGGUGAAUACAAAACUGAAAACAUGGCCAAUUGCAAACAGGGAACGAUAUAUGGCCUGACUUUUUUAAUUAUUCAAUACGAGUCUCAUCCUGCCGAAUUCACCAACGAUCUGAACAAUUCUUCAUCUGUGGAGUUUCUGGCGCAUCAAAGACGGAUGCAAAUCGCGCUCAGCGAAGCUUUUGGCUCCCUGCCUGGAUUCAUAGACGCCAGUGUGUUAUCGUUCUUCAAUGGGAGCAUUGGUGUCGAGGCGGCGGUCACGUAUGAUUCUAUUUCUACAGUGACUCAGGACGACAUACAACAAAUCAUUUCAACAGGUACUCCUUUCAUGGGAUCGGACUACAAAGCUGAUCUUAACAAUACCAUCGUGCAACAAGUCUGUAUGGAUGGGUUUUGCUUCAAUGGUGGAACGUGUGAACUUAGCAUGGAAAUGGCAACCAGUAUCUGCGAAUGUCCGUUCGGAUUUAAUGGAGACAGGUGUGAAAUACAAACCGUCACAGUGGAGAUGACAACUGAACAAGUACCGGAUUCAUCAAACACCCUUGUGAUUGUAGUCAUGGUAAUUUCUAUGAUUGCUGUUGUGAUUUGCGUCGCAUUCAUAAUACAGUGUUUAAGAUGGCGGCGAGAACGCAAUGUUAAAUCGAUUUCGACCGGUCGCAUUGAACUAAGAGGGGUCAAGUACUUCCAAGGAUCGCAAAAAAAGGUCACAUUGUAGGCCCAUUUAUCUCUCCACGAAUAUGUAUCAAAUGAGGAAAUGAUUGAGAAAGACCAAUGGUACAAAGGUCUCAAGCACAAAGAACGUCAUGCCAUCAUUGUGUGUAUUAUAAACUUACAAACGAGGUGUCGGUGCUGUUCUAAAGUCUAAACAUUAUAGCAGAGUCUAUGUAUAUAACAUGUGAAGUUAAUUGCGGUUCUGAAGUUUUGCACUUUUUUUAAACAGGGAACUUUGAUUAUGUUUUUGUUUUUAAGUACUGAAAUUUAACUUCCGGUUUCUAACAGAAAAUAUAGGGCAUUCAGAUGAUGUCAUGAUUAUUAAUGUACCAAGUUUAGCUAUUGAGAUAUAUUGUUUUUAAAUAAUAGUAUUCAACGUCCCGUUUCGACCGGAAGUAAAGGUCAAAUAUAUAGGGCCACUCUUUGUGUAGAUUUAAACAAUACGUGUUCGUAUGAUGCAAAUCUUUUAUGUUUUUAUACAUGCAAUUUUUAACUAUUAUUUUUGAAUUAUGUUUAGUCUGGUGACUGACGACACAAAUAUUCGAAAGAGUGGAAACUUUGUGCGGUCAAUGUUAGCGUUUUGGUUUGUUGUUUGUUUGUUAUGGUAUUGGGGGUUGUGUUUGUUUGUUUGUUGAGUGUUUGUUUUGAUUUUGUUUUGUUCAGUGUGUGAGUGUUUUUGUAAAGAUAAUUCUUUCUCAAAUGUUUAUGAUAAAUGUGGUUCUUUUUAUUAGCAUUAUUUUAAUUUAAUUUUCUUGCCUUUCAUUUAUCACCCAACUGUUUGAGUUUAUUUUUAUUAUUUUGCCCCGUCAUAAUUAGUAUAUCAGUUCGAUUAUAAACAAACUAUCUGCCCAAGUCUUUUCAUUGUAAAUUUUACCUUUUAUGUAUAAUUUUAUCAAAUGUAAAGGCCCCAAGUGACCAGCUGUGCUGGAUGGGACACCCUCUGUGAAUAUGGUGUGAAAUAAUAAAUUUCAAAAUAAAUCCCAGAUGGUAUACCACAGGCCAAGUGUAAGGUAGUAAUCAUCAUCAAUUCGUAAAUAUUCUCACUUCAUUAAUGCGUAUAAAUACAACAAAAUAAAGACCAUGAA